This is a messenger RNA of Carassius auratus (goldfish), 1149 nucleotides long. Its product is annotated as agouti-signaling protein-like. Gene Ontology annotation, molecular function: type 1 melanocortin receptor binding; neuropeptide hormone activity. Lineage: Eukaryota; Metazoa; Chordata; Actinopteri; Cypriniformes; Cyprinidae. Gene Ontology annotation, biological process: positive regulation of feeding behavior; hormone-mediated signaling pathway; adult feeding behavior. Bases 152 to 562 code for a protein of 136 amino acids. Gene Ontology annotation, cellular component: extracellular region. The transcript has 3 exons. The record is from RefSeq and is a predicted model, not a curated record.
UGAGGAGUGCUGUCUCGGAGGGGGCGUGGGUGAGUUUGGGCUUUAUAAACGCAGCGAAUGGGCUUCAGCACGGAACACACUUGUUGAGUGAUCUGUAGGAGGACAGUCUGACGCGAGCCUGACACACCUAAACACCCCGUUCGAUCGGAAAAUGACGACGGCGAUGAUGAGAAGAUUUGUGCUGUUCGUCUGCUUGUUCUUCACAGUCGUUCAGUCCAUCACAUGCGAGGCGAACAGGAUAGAUGUGCGCAAGAAGCACGAAAACGACGUUGCGCACCACAGCUCUGCCACAACAGCAGGAGCGUGGAAUCAGGAGAAGCCAAAGAGACUCUUUGCCAGGACUCGCUAUCUGUCUCAGCAGAGACAUCAUGUGGUGAGACCUAAGCCCAGGCCUGAGGCGGUUUCUCCAGCCCAGACUCCAGCGCGGCGCUGCGCCGGUCUGAUGGAGAGCUGCUCCCCGCUCACUCCCUGCUGUGACCCAUGUGCCUCCUGCCACUGCAGGCUCUUCAACACCAUCUGCCACUGCUGGAGACUCGGACACCUCUGCCCCAAGAAGACCUAAUCACCCCAGACGCAUGUAUAUGGAUCGGUGCUUCUCAGCUGCUUUCACUUUAGCUCUGCACAUUGGACAUCAAAUGUUGUUUAGCGUACAAAAACAAAGUCAUGGAAAGUUGCUUAUUGGUUGGUUUAUAAGUAUUUCUUGAAAUUUGAUGGUAUCUCGUUCCCAGCUUUCAACAAUUCACCAUAUGAAGCCAUUUUUGUUUGUUUUUUGGUGAUGGCACAUCUUUCUCAUUUGACUCGCUUCUACCAAGAUUGUGCCAAAAUACUGCUCGAGUUUAGUUGCAUACUAUUGAUGUUGAAGGAAUAUUCUGUACAACUGGCAUAUUGUUGAUUACCACAGAAAUUAUCUCAUUUUUGCUUUAAAACCAGCAGAAAGCACUCGCACCACAUUAAGUGAACAAGGCCAAUUUUAAAAACAGAAAUGUAAAGCUUGUGAUUUAAAAAAAAAAGCUCCUACAUCAUUUUUUUUUUACUUUUUAUUGGAGCGGUGAAGCUGUUAAAAUCAUUUUUAUAGUCAUUUAAGGUUUUAAAAUGUUAUAAAUAUUUGUAGACAGAAAAGUUUAGUGAGUGAAAUCAUAUGAAAACAAA